This is a messenger RNA of Ostrinia nubilalis (European corn borer), 1882 nucleotides long. RefSeq names its product methyl-CpG-binding domain protein 3 (gene MBD-like). The record is from RefSeq and is a predicted model, not a curated record. Gene Ontology annotation, biological process: DNA methylation-dependent constitutive heterochromatin formation; negative regulation of transcription by RNA polymerase II. The transcript is spliced from 6 exons. Bases 219 to 968 code for a protein of 249 amino acids. Gene Ontology annotation, molecular function: methyl-CpG binding. Gene Ontology annotation, cellular component: nucleus. Lineage: Eukaryota; Metazoa; Arthropoda; Insecta; Lepidoptera; Crambidae.
AUUCUUAUAUAAUUCAAUUUCAAUUAAACUAAUUAAAGUUUAUCUGUACAUCUGAAGCAGAUUUGUAAUUUAUUUUAAUUGCAAUCAGAGACAGGAUAUUACAUUGAUUCUAAUACAACUAAGUUCAUAAUUAUCAGAAUUUGCAUAGUGAAUCGUGUUGGUUUUUUGUUGAUCAUCUAAUUUUACAACAAUAUACCACGGCCAACGACGGUUUUAAAAUGAAUAUAUCAAUAGAAAGGAAGAAAAUGGAUUGUCCAGCUUUGCCUAAAGGAUGGCAAAGAGAAGAAGUGUUACGAAAAACAGGUCUUUCUGCGGGAAAAGUUGAUGUUUAUUAUUACAGCCCAACAGGUAAAAAGUUUCGCAGUAAACCCGAGCUAGUUCGUUAUCUCGGUGAUAGUAUGGACCUGUCGUGUUUCGACUUUCAGCAGGGUCAGAUAAACACAAUGCUGCUCUGUAAGGCCAAGAAAGCACGGGCGCAGUUCGAUUACAGGGGUGUUCGUUCAGAUGCAUCUCUAGUGCCACCAAUACGGCAAACUGCAUCCAUUUUCAAGCAACCUGUUACUGUUUACAAGACCCAAGAAAGCAAGGUCAAAACUGAUCUGAAACAUGGUACACAAGAAAAGCCAAAGCAGUUGUUUUGGGAAAAAAGAUUGGAAGGUUUGUCUGCUUGCGAUGCCAAUGGCGUGAUAGGCACUACAUCGCUGCCGAAAUACAUAAAACCACUGGGGCCAUAUACAUCUGAUGCCACCACCAUACAGUCACUAGCUACUGCACUGCACGUCUCAUCACAGCCUAUCACAGGCCAGACAGGCACGAAGCAGGUAAUCCUCGAGAACCCGGGCGUUUUUUUAAACCCUGAGCAGCCGCUCAUCGCGGCCGUCACCAUCACCAAGGACGACGUGCGCCGUCAAGAGGAACGUGUCAAGCGCGCGCGCCUUCGUCUACAGGAGGCGCUAGCGGCCGCUUAGGGGCGCGCGGGCGCCGGGGAGCCCUCGCCGGGGCCCCCCGCCGCCCAGCAAGCGCUCCCCGACUCCACCACCGGCCCCGCCGAGCCCGCCGUAGAGCCCGAGCCCGCGCCCGAGCCCGAGUGCAACGACCUGUCCGCGCUUAACCUCCAACUCGCUUAAGGUUCAGUCAAACCAACGCGAUCAGCCGGCGUGCAGCGAUGGCGAUCAGACUUGAAUACAUUGGUCGCCAUCGCUGCACGCCGGCGCCGAGCCCGAGCCCGAGUGCAACGACCUGUCCGCGCUUAACCUCCAACUCGCUUAGGCGCGGUGUAUUGUGAUCUCCUAUAGUGGACGCGUUUGCCAGAAAAUAGCGCUAAAGUCCGGUCGCCAAGCAGAUAGAAUUUCGUCCAAUGACCCCAAGCUACUCAUCCUUAUCACUCGCACGUAAAAUUAUAUUGCUGUCGCGACUAUGCGACGGGAAGCCGCAGUAAGUGUGCGAGCGCGACAGCAAUAUAAUUACACGCGAGCGAUAAGGAUGGGUAGCUUGGGGUCAUUGGACGAAAUUCUAUCUGCUUGGCGACCGAACUGUCAAAAAAAUUUAUGGGAAAUCUUCACUUUUGAAGUUUAGCAAACGUGUUCUCGUCAAAACAUGUUUCGGCAGUUGCAAUCGCCAUUUUGCUAACAAUUUCUAACAAGCGCUAUUUUCUGCAUAACGCGCCCAAUGUCUCAUCAUGUCCCAAUAAGGUUGAAUUUUGCAGUUCAGCAAAUUGUAGUGUUGGACGUAGGUUAGGCGCGAAAACGUGUGUGGAUGUGCUUAUUGCUCAAACUCUGUGGACUCUUAAAGUAAGAAGAAAUUUCCUCUAGUUGUAGUAUUAAGUUAACACUGGCCGAUCAUUUAAGUCUGCGGGCACGAAACUGGCGACGGCCGAGCGGCG